Molecule: messenger RNA, 2901 nt
Organism: Motacilla alba alba
Lineage: Eukaryota; Metazoa; Chordata; Aves; Passeriformes; Motacillidae
Product: collagen alpha-2(IX) chain-like
Exons: 15
Source: RefSeq, a predicted model, not a curated record
UGGCUCUUGCCCCUCUUCAGGGUCUCCCGGGCUUCGAUGGCAAGGAUGGCACCCCAGGCAUCCCAGGAGUGAAGGGUGGCACAGGACAGGCCGGACGCCCGGGAACGCCGGGACACCGGGGACAAGCUGGAUUGCCAGGCCAGCCGGGAAGCAAAGGUGGCCCAGGUGACAAGGGUGAAUCGGGUCCUCGGGGCCACCCCGGUGUCACCGGUGCCCCAGGGCAGCUUGGUGAGCCCGGACCUCGGGGUGAGCAGGGCCCGCAGGGUGUCCCCGGGCCGAAGGGUGACAGGGGCGAGCGUGGCCUCGUGGGGCCCCCCGGCGAGCAGGGCAGAGCGGGGCCAAAGGGUGAGCAGGGCCCACCAGGCAUCCCAGGACCCCAAGGCUUGCCUGGACUCAAAGGAGACAAGGGCUCUCCAGGGAAAACCGGCCCCAAAGGCAGCACUGGAGAUCCAGGAGUCCACGGCCUGGCAGGGCUCAAGGGAGAGAAGGGGGAGUCAGGAGAGCCAGGACCCAAGGGACAGCAAGGCAUCCAGGGAGACCUCGGCUUUCCCGGCCCCUCGGGAGAUGCAGGAGCACCGGGAAUCCGGGGCUAUCCCGGCCCUCCCGGCCCUCGGGGGCUGGUGGGGGAGCGCGGCGUGCCGGGAAUGCCGGGCCCGAGGGGCGCAGCCGGCCGGGACGCUGGGGACCAGCACAUCGUGGAUGUGGUGCUGAAGAUGCUGCAAGAGCAGCUGGCAGAGGUGGCCGUGAGCGCCAAGAGAGCCGCCCUGGGCGGGGUCGGGGCCAUGGGACCCCCUGGCCCCCCUGGCCCCCCAGGGCCACCCGGUGAGCAGGGACCCCAUGGCCCCAUGGGACCCCGAGGUGUCCCCGGAAUCCUGGGAGCUGCCGGGCAGAUCGGCAAUGUCGGACCCAAAGGGAAGAGAGGAGAGAAGGGCGAGCGGGGAGAGGUUGGCCGUGGCCACCCGGGAAUGCCAGGUCCUCCAGGGAUCCCAGGUCUCCCGGGUAUCCCGGGCCACGCUGUGGACGGCAAGGCGGGCGAGCGGGGCCAGCCGGGCUCGCCGGGGCUGCCGGGCCGGCCGGGCUCCCCGGGGCCCGCGGGCCUGCCGGGCUUCUGCGAGCCGGCCGCCUGCCUGGCAGCCUCGGCCUACGCGGCCGCCCGCCUCACGGAGCCGGGCAGCGUCAAGGGCCCCCCGUUCUGAGCCAUUCCCCACGGAAAAUCCCUUCCCGAAGUGACCACAACACUGCAGAGUCCCACGGGGGGAAGCUGCCCCGGUUCUGGGGUGAGGGUGGAUGCAGGGAAAACACGGCCCUAAAAUGUUAAUUACCCAAAUUUGGGACCUGAUUUUCUUUGACACGGUUCUGGCAGCAUAAAAAAAUCCCCCAUGAAAAAUCCCCCAUGAGCAAAUCCCCCAUGAAAAUCCCUUCCCAAAGUGACCACAACACUGCAAUCCCGUGAGGAGACGUUUCCACGCUUUACCGGUUUUGGGGUGAGGGUGGAAACAGGGAAAACACGGCCCUAAAAUGUUAAUUACCCAAAUUUGGGACCUGAUUUUCUUUGACACGGUUCUGGCAGCAUAAAAAAAAAUCUUAGAGUGGGCAUGAAUUUUAUUUCACGGGGAGAAGCUGCCCCGGUUUUGGGGUGAGGGUGGAUGCAGGGAAAACACGGCCCUAAAAUGUUAAUUACCCAGAUUUGGGACCUGAUUUUCUUUGACACGGUUCUGGCAGCAUAAAAAAAUCCCCCAUGAAAAAUCCCCCAUGAAAAUCCCUUCCCAAAGUGACCACAACACUGCAAUCCCAUGAGGGGACGUUUCUGUGCUUUCCCGGUUUUGGAGUGAGGGUGGAAACGGGGAAAACACAGCCCUAAAAUAUUAAUUAUGCAAAUUUGGGACCUGAUUUUCUUUGGCACAGUUUUGGCAGCAUAAAAAAAUCUUAGAGUGGGCAUGAAUUUUAUUUCACGGGGAGAAGCUGCCCCGGUUUUGGGGUGAGGGUGGAUGUAGGGAAAACACGGCCCUAAAAUAUUAAUUAUGCAAAUUUGGGACCUGAUUUUCUUUGACACGGUUCUGGCAGCAUAAAAAAAUCCCCCAUGAAAAAUCCCCCAUGAGCAAAUCCCCCAUGAAAAUCCCUUCCCAAAGUGACCACAACACUGCAAUCCCGUGAGGAGACGUUUCCGUGCUUUACCGGUUUUGGGGUGAGGGUGGAAAUGGGGAAAACACGGCCCUAAAAUGUUAAUUUUGGGAAUAAACUCAAAUUUGGGACCUGAUUUUCUCUGACACGGUUCUGGCAGCAUAAAAAAAAAAUCCUAGAGAGGGCAUAAAUUUUAUUUCACAGGGAGAAGCUGCCCUACUCUCCCGGUUCUGGGGUGAGGGUGGAAACAGGGAAAACACGGCCCUAAAAUGUUAAUUACCCAAAUUUGGGACCUGAUUUUCUUUGACGCAGUUCUGGCAGCAUAAAAAAAAAUCUUAGAGAGGGCAUAAAUUUUAUUUAAAUACACUUUAAGGUUCCUCUGUGCUGCCAGAACCUGUAAAGGGGUCUUUAUGUAAACUAGAAUUAGGGCCUCUAAUCCUGUUUCCAAAUCUGCUCACUGCACCCUUUUCCCAAAAAAAAAGAAAAAAAAAUGGAAGAAAUCUUAUAAAUCCCUGUGAUGUUUGAAGGAGCUGGUGGAAAUUCCCUUUUUAGCCUUCCCUUUUCUUUUUGAAAUUGGAAUUUUUAAAGCCCCCCCCCCCCCCACCAAAACCAAAAUCAUGGUUUGAUUAUUUAAGAGAAUUCCCAGCUCCAACUUGGUCACUCCCAGAGCUGUAAAUCUUUGUAAAAUAGGGAUAAAAAUAGGGAUAUUUUAUAAUUGUGAUGAGGAAGACACCAACUUUUGGAAAAACUGGACAAUAAAACCAAGCUGGAUUCUUAAUA